Molecule: messenger RNA, 438 nt
Organism: Cylindrotheca closterium
Lineage: Eukaryota; Bacillariophyta; Bacillariophyceae; Bacillariales; Bacillariaceae
Source: the annotation of a GenBank genome assembly
AUGGCGACAGAUGUCUUGGUGCGAACAACGGAACAUUGCCCAAGUUCUUCUCCAAACCCUGUGCAGUCUAAAGGCCGCCUUGCUCCCAAACACUUCCGAUCGGUGGACUGGCCGACAGUGCACCAAGCGAUGAAGUCUCUGAAGCCCGCCGAACAGCGCUUCAUCACAAAACAUACCGUUGGGAUGUGCGGUGUCGGCAAGUUUGGUAAACGAUGGGGCCUUGACUCUGAGAACCGAUGCCCCUUGUGCGGCCUGGAGGAAGACCACCUACACGUCCCCCGCUGCCCUUCCGACCGGGCCAAGACCCAGUGGCAGCUCCUACUCCAAGAAGUCCAAGAAUGGUUCCAGUCCACCACCACGGCUACACCCAUCGCCCAAUUCCUUGGGGCCCUUCUUCGCACCAUCCGCACCCCUGCUUGGUGCCGCAUGGAUGGAUGA